This is a messenger RNA of Neltuma alba, 1181 nucleotides long. RefSeq names its product peroxiredoxin-2E, chloroplastic. Gene Ontology annotation, cellular component: cytoplasm. Bases 132 to 809 code for a protein of 225 amino acids. Lineage: Eukaryota; Viridiplantae; Streptophyta; Magnoliopsida; Fabales; Fabaceae. Gene Ontology annotation, biological process: cellular response to oxidative stress; cell redox homeostasis; hydrogen peroxide catabolic process. The transcript has a single exon. Gene Ontology annotation, molecular function: thioredoxin peroxidase activity. The record is from RefSeq and is a predicted model, not a curated record.
CACAAUCUCAGCAAGCAGGCGAGGAUUUCUUCCCCUUCUUUCUGCCUCGCAGGUGUCGUUUCUUCAGCCUCUCUUCAUUCAUCAUCCCACUGCUCUCACUCCUCACCCAAAAAUCUGCUCUCAAAAUCCCCAUGGCCGCAUCUAUCACAUUCUCUCGGCUCCUCUCAACCACCGCCACAUCUCGGCUCCCUCCCCAAGCAUUUUCCUCCGCCCUCUCUUCUAAAUUCUCUAUUACCCCUUCAUCCCUCAGAUUCAACCAUCGCCGCCCUAUUUCCCUCCCACUCUCUGCUUCUUUCACUGCUAAAUCCGCCAUUUCCGCCACCAUCUCCGUCGGCGACAAGCUCCCCGAAGCCACCUUUUCCUUCCUCGACCCUGCGGGAGAAGUUAAAACCGUCACCGUUUCCGAACUCACCAAGGGCAAGAAGGCCAUUUUUUUUGCUGUCCCAGGCGCCUUCACCCCAACCUGUUCGCAGAAGCACGUUCCGGGCUUCGUCGAGAAAUCAUCCGAGCUCAAAUCGAAAGGCGUCGACACGAUCGCCUGCAUUUCGGUCAACGACGCCUUCGUGAUGAAGGCGUGGAAAGAAAACUUGAAGGUCAACGACGAGGUGCUUCUCUUGUCCGACGGCAACGGGACUUUCACCAAGGCGAUUGGGUGCGAGCUCGAUUUGAGCGAUAAGCCUGUUGGACUGGGUGUGCGGUCCAGGCGGUACGCUCUUCUGGCUGAGGAUGGUGUUGUGAAGGUCUUGAACUUGGAGGAAGGCGGUGCGUUCACAUUCAGUGGUGCAGAGGAUAUGCUGAAAGUGCUCUAAAAUCUAAAACCAUGGUGAGCUAGGCCUUGAUUAGUUUUUAGCUUUGCGGAUUAUGGUAUUCCAGUAUGAGAUUACUGUUUGCAGUUGGCUCAGUGAAUGAGCCUAAAUAUGGUGAAUAAACAGACCCAGUCUUGGUGUUCUCGCGAAUAAUAACAGGAAAAGUGUUUUGUUGUGAUUUGUGAUUUCGUAUAUAUGCUUCAUCCACUUACAAAAAGGAGAUGAAAAGGAAGGAAUAUAACAGUUUACGCGCAAAUGGUCAAGUGUAUGAUUUGAUAGAAGUGCGUUUAUAAUUGUGAGGCACUGAAUUUAUAGUGAUCAUGUUUAAGUUGUGUGGCAAAUUUGUGCAAAAUCGAGAAUUAUUCAAACAAAGCU